Molecule: messenger RNA, 3380 nt
Organism: Corythoichthys intestinalis (scribbled pipefish)
Lineage: Eukaryota; Metazoa; Chordata; Actinopteri; Syngnathiformes; Syngnathidae
Product: gastrula zinc finger protein XlCGF57.1-like
Exons: 4
Coding region: 1145-2842 (565 amino acids)
Biological process (GO): regulation of transcription by RNA polymerase II
Cellular component (GO): nucleus
Molecular function (GO): DNA-binding transcription factor activity, RNA polymerase II-specific; RNA polymerase II cis-regulatory region sequence-specific DNA binding
Source: RefSeq, a predicted model, not a curated record
UUUCCGGUUCACUUGACGCAACCGCUAUGUACCCAUCUGGGGCUCGAUGUACUUUCGUGUUCCAUUCUCCAAACCAAACGACCUCCUUCAAAGUAAUUUGAUUGGAUGCGACAAAUUACUACUGACUGGUGGCCAACACAAUCCCAAACAUCAAGUCAAAGAAUAGAAAUGAGAGGAAAUGCAGGUUACGACGAACAACUGAAAAACAAAAGGAAAUGAAGCUCACUGUUAUCUCCAUAAAAGAAUUCCGGGUAAGCUUUCCCCGACUACCUUUUUUUUUUUUUAUCAUUCCAUUUAGUAUUUUCCACAGUCUACACGUGUAGUUUUUGUUGUCUUCCAGUAAUUUACAAUAGUAUUGUUUUUUUACAAGCUCGCAGAAUGGACUUUAGUUUGUUUCUAUAGUUCUUAAAUUUCUUUUCGGCGGUGCCUGUCCUUGUGGAGAAGAACUCUGUACAGAGAUGUUUUCUUUUUGCAAGUGUUGAUAAGCGUCUUGGUCAUCCAAGGUUUGUUUUGCAUUCUUUGAGUGAAAAAAAAAAAAAUAGACUGGCACAUUCAGCGAGUGAAAAGGGGUCAGUGUAAGUCUGAACAUAAUGAAAGUACUGUAAUUCACUUAAUAUUGGUAAGAUCAAUUCUAUCCUUACAACAUAUAGGGAGACAAUCUAAAUGACCUAUAUGACUGAAGUCAUUAUAUAAUGCAAAUAAGGUUGCUUAAAAGUUGGUGGGGAUAAUUUGAGCAUCCUGAAAAGUUGGUAGUGUUAUGUCCCUACUGUUCCUAUGCAAACCUACGCCCUUGAUUCUGAGCCUUCAAAUUGAGGUAUUGAUAGUGAUGACUAGAAUUCGGAUAUGUUGAUCAUAUUUAUUGAAUAUUUUUUUGACUCCAGUGAUCAGGUAAAGUCGAGAUGGAAUUUCCAAACGCUUGAUCUUCUUACGCUGAAGUUUCAGCACUUGAACGUUUCUACUUCCGGUUGACUUGACGCAAUCUCUAUGUACCCAUCUGGGGCUUGCUGUUCUUUUGUGUUCCAUUCUCCAAACCAAACGACCUCCUUCAAAGCACCUUAAUUGGAGUCCCGCAGACAUCACUGUCGAAGAUCUUCACCCUGAGAAGAACAAUCCCGUCCAGGUUAAACAGAAGGAGGAGCCUGACAUGCCGUUUAUCAAACAGGAGGCGGAGCCAGAGACCUCUGACAUCAAAGAAGAAAAACAGGAAAUUGAAAUCCUCAAGUUUCCAAUGGGUGUCGGUGUUAAGAGCAAAGAAGACGAAGGACCAAGCGAAGAGAGCGGAGCAGCGAACCCUUUGAGCGACAGCUCAUUACAGCACCAGACAACAAAAGGAGAGCAACCGUACAGCCUCUUAGCUCCGCUUUUGGACAGCGAUGACAUAACGUCACAUUCUUCUGACUUUAAUACUGAUGAGGAAGAGGACGACUUUGACCAAAAUGCUUCAAAAUCCUUAGACAAGUCAUCAUUUCAAAGAGACGCAAAGAAAGGUGUGGUUGAAAAACGUUUUCCCUGCUCACUUUGUGAUAAAACAUUUCCUUGUAAACGCUACUUAAGGGCACACAUGCGUAGACACACUGGAGAGAAGCCUUUUGCCUGCACACUUUGUGAUAAAAAAUUCUUCAACAAUGCAGAUUUUAACCUUCACACAAGAACACACACUGGAGAGAAGCCUUUUGCCUGCACACUUUGCGAUAAAAGAUAUUUCGAUAACAGUGGUUUAAAGAGACACACAAGAACACACACUGGAGAGAAGCCUUUUGCCUGCACACUUUGUGGUAAAAGUUUUACAUAUCAGCGACAUUUAAACAUUCACACAAGAACCCACACUGGAGAGAAACCUUUUGCCUGCACACUUUGUGGUAAAAGAUUCAUUGAGAAGGGUAGUUUAAGCAAACACACAAGAACACACACUGAAGAGAAGCCUUAUGCCUGCACACUUUGUGAUAAAAAAUACUCCAGGAAGGGAACAUUAAACAUUCACACAAGAAAACAUACUGGAGAGAAGCCUUUUGCCUGCACACGUUGUGGUAGAAGAUUCACCCGUAAGGGAGAUUUAAACAAACACACAAGCACACACACUGGAGAGAAGCCUUAUGCCUGCACACUUUGUGAUAAAAAAUACUCCAGGAAGGCAACAUUAAACAUUCACACAAGAAAACAUACUGGAGAGAAGCCUUUUGCCUGCACACUUUGUGGUAAAAGAUUCACUGAGAAGGGUAGUUUAAGCAAACACACAAGAACACACACUGAAGAGAAGCCUUAUGCCUGCACACUUUGUGAUAAAAAAUACUUCGUGAAGGCACAUUUAAACAUUCACACAAGAACACACACUGGAGAGAAGCCUUUUGCCUGCACACUUUGUGGUAAAAGAUUCACCCGUAAGGCAGAUUUAAACGGACACACAAGCACACACACUGGAGAGAAGCCUUAUGCCUGCACACUUUGUGAUAAAAAAUACUCCAGGAAGGGAAAAUUAUACAUUCACACAAGAACACACACUGGAGAGAAACGUUUUGCCUGCACACUUUGUGAUAAAAAAUACUCCACGAAGGAUAAUUUAAACAUUCACACAAGAACACACACUGGAGAGAAGCCUUUUGCCUGCACAAUUUGUGGUAAACAAUUCGCCCAAAAGGGAAGUUUAAACAGUCACACAAGCACACACACCGGAGCGAAGACUUAUGCCUGCACACUUUGUGAUAAAAAAUACGCCACAAAGGAAUGUAUAAACAUUCAUGUGAGAACACACACUGGAGAAAAGCCUUUUGCAUGCUCACUUUGUGGUAAACGAUUCGCUCGGAAAGAACAUGUAGUAAGGCACGCAAGUAGCCACACUGAGUAAAAACCUUCGAAUUCUAGCGUGUAAAAAAAAAAAAAUUCCUGCAUUUACAAUGGAAAAAGCAUUUCAAUUUCAUUAUUCGGUUUUUCACAAGCCUCUUUCGAAAAAGUUGUUCAUGAUUUUUCAGGUGCUGUUCUUUUUUACAACUAUCCAAUUCAUAUAUGGCGGAAAACAGACAAGGUUGAAAUGGCAGUUUUUGCUCUUGCACCCUUCUUUAAAAUAAACUGCUGUAAGCCAAAAUAACUGUUGUGUUUGAUAGAACAAUAUGUGUAUAUGCUGCCAUAGCAGAAUCAUGACGCAUUAAGCCCUUGAACUAUUUUUAAUAUGUCCGUUUUACCCUGGAAACCCCCGUUUACAGAUGUCGUGCAACCGCUUUUGUUUCAACCCAGUCAGAAAAAGAAGGUAAGUAAUUAGAUUUAUUAUUCAAAAUGUCUGUCAUUUUUAGCUUAGAAUCAUUAAUUGAUGUCUAAUACUUUGGUAAUUUUUUUUUUUUUUUUUUUAAUCAUUCACAAACAAAUUACAUCACAAUGAAAAAAAUGGG